AUGAGAUCCGAAAAGAAAGAGUUAUGGAAAACGUCUAUGCAUGAUGAAAUGAAAUCGCACCAUGAGAAUAAGACGUGGAUUCUUGUAGAGAAAUUUAAUAUGAAUGGGGCAAACAGUGUUUCUACACCUAUGGAGACUAAUUGGAGCGAAAGUAACAUAGGCAAUUAUGAUUGUAACGCACCAUACAGAGAAGCCGUAGGAAACUUAAUGUUUUUACAAACCGUAAGUAGGCCAGACAUUAGUUUUGCAAUAAAUAUAGCGUCGGGACAUUUAGAGAAUCCAAACAAGUAUCAGUGGAAAUUAGUCAAACGAAUUUUGCGCUACAUAAAAGGGACCGCAGACAUGGGACUCUUAUAUACGAAAGCAGGCAGUCUCGAAACCUUUAGCGAUGCUGACUAUGCAGGUAUCACGACUGGCACACUUUUAAAUCCGAUGGACUGA
Bombus pyrosoma is the source of this 441-nucleotide messenger RNA. RefSeq names its product secreted RxLR effector protein 161-like. Bases 1 to 441 code for a protein of 146 amino acids. The record is from RefSeq and is a predicted model, not a curated record. The transcript has a single exon. NCBI's taxonomy places the organism in Eukaryota, Metazoa, Arthropoda, Insecta, Hymenoptera, Apidae.